ACAACAAUGCUAGUCAAAGCGGAAGUUGCUACCUUGCAAGAUAGUAGCUGAAACGUUCGUGCUUGGAGCCAACUUUAAAUAUAUCAUAUUUUCAAUCUCCGAAAUGCAACAGCCACAGGACAACUUUGUUUGAUAGUCAUAAAGGAUCCUUAGCCAAAACUGACGAGAUAAAGCUAGCUAGCUACCUCAUUUUCCACGUGGAAAAAAAGGGAGGACAGGGACUUGCUAGCUACGUUAGCUUGCUAGCUAGCUGUCUUUUCUACGAGGAAUUUGCAGGACAACAUGAGUGGAGAGAAGGAAGCAUUGAUGGAAGAAAUCGAACAGAGUUUACACCCUCUAACGGAGGAUCAUUUACGACACCUGUGUGACCGUUGUGGAAUAGAUGGCUCCCAAGUUAAAGGAAAGAACCAUCGCUCGUUGCGACGUAAAAUCAUGGAGGAAAUGUGGGAAAACGCAGAUUCUUUGAAAUCGGAGGAGCAGGGAAUGUCUUGGUUACUCCGACUGAAAGAUGACAUCAGAAAAAUACAGGAAGAAUCUAGUGUGGCACCCAUGAGUCCCAGCCAGUCUGAUGAUGAUGAUGAUGAUGAUGGAGCUACAGACUGCGACGAAGAAUGGAACGUGGAGGACAACGAUGGAGAUUCAGAUUCGUUGUCAUCAAGUAGGAACAAUGGGGACAACCCUAAUGGUCGCUCGCUCAGUGGGAGGGUCUUAUCAUCUGGGAAGGCUCCAGGGUUGAAAGUGAUCCAGCGACCUUAUAGCUGUGAUGUAUGUGAGAAAAGUUUCCCACAUUUAGGAGACCUAAAGAGACACCAGAGAAUACACACAGGAGAGAAACCAUAUGGCUGUGAUCAAUGUGGGAAGAGUUUUCGUCAGCCAGGGCAACUGACGAAACACAAGCUAACACACACUGGAGAGAAAUCUUAUCGCUGUGAUCAAUGUGGGAAGAGUUUUGCUCGAGCUGAUACCAGGACUGAACACAAGCGAACACACACAGGAAGGAAAUCUUAUGUCUGUGAUCAAUGUGGGAAGGGUUUCACUACCUUAGGAGCACUGACUAUACACCAGAGAAUACACACAGGAGAGAAACCAUAUGUCUGCGCUGUAUGUGAAAAGAGUUUUCGUCAGUCAGGACAACUGACUAUACACAAGCGAACACACACGGGAGAGAAACCAUAUAACUGUGAUCAAUGUGAGAAGAGUUUUGCCGAAGCUGGUUCCCUGACUGAACACAGACGAACACAUACAGGAGAGAAACCAUAUGUCUGUGAUCAAUGUGGGAAGAGUUUCACUACCUUAGGAACACUGACUAUACACCAGAGAAUUCACACAGGAGAGAAACCUUUUGUUUGUGCUAUAUGUGGAAAGAGUUUCCGUCAAACGGUACAACUGACAAGGCACAAGAGAACACACGCGGGAGAGAAAUCUUACAGAAGCUUUGAUCAAUGAGGGGAUUCGAUCAUCUCUGGGUUGCACACAAACUCACAGUUGAAGAUGCAUCAGCGAACACACACUGGAGAGAGACAUUACAGAUGUGUGGUCUGCUGUGAGUUUUUAGUUUAUUAGGAUCCCCAUUAGCUACAGGAUUUUGGAUCCCCAUUCUUCACGGUUUUGGUACCGUGAUGAAACUCAGUGGUGUGUCUGGUGGGGUAUCUGCAGUCUAUUCGGGAAAGUAUUCAGACCCCGGGGGAGAAGGACCUUGGUCAGGGCGGUGACCAAGAACGCAAUGGUCACCCUGACAGAGCUCCACAGUUCCUCUGUGGAGAUGGUAGAACCUUCUAGAAGGACAACCAUCUCUGCAGCACUCCACCAAUCAGGCCUUUAUGGUAGAGUGUCCAGACAGAAGCCACUCCUCAGUAAAAGGCACAUGACAGCCCGCUUAGAGUUUGCCAAAAGGCACUUGAAGGACUCUUAGACUAUGAGAAAUCAGCAUCAUGCUGUGGGGAUGUUUUUCAGCAGCAGGGACUGGGAGACUAGUCAGGUUCGAGGGAAAGAUGAACAGAGAGAUCCUUGAUGAUAACCUGCUCAGGACCUCAGACUGGGGCGAUGGUUCACCUUCCAACAGGACAAAUACCCUAAGCAUACAGCCAAGAAGUGGCUUCGGGACAAGUCUCUGAAUGUCCUUGAGUGGCCCAGCCAGAGACAGGACUUGAACCCGAUCUAACAUCCCUGGAGAGACCUGAAAAUUGCUGUGCAGCGUCACACCCCAUCCAACCUGACAGAGCUUGAGAGGAUCUGCAGAUAAGAAUGGGGGAAACUCUCCAAAUACAGGUUAGCGUCAUACCCAAGAAAACCCAAGGCUGUAAUCACUGCCAAAGGUGCUUCAACAAAGUACUGAUUAAAGGGUCUGAAUACUUAUGUAAAUGUGAUGUCAGUUUUUUAAAUUUUAUUUGUAUAAAUUUGCAACAAUUUUGGAAAAAAAAGAUUUGGGGUUUUUCUUUGUUUGUCAUUAUGGGGUAUUGUGAUGUCAUUAUGGGGUAUUGUGAUGUCAUUACGGGGUAUUGUGAUGUCAUUGUGGGGUAUUGUGUGUAGAUUGAUGAUGGAAAACAAUUUAAUCCAUUAUAGAAUAAGGCUGUAACGUAACAGAAUGUGGAAUAAAUCAAGGGGUCUGAAUACUUUCUGAAGGCACUCUGUCUGUUCUGAAGUGUAUACAAAUACAAUAUACAAGCGGUUAGGUAUUUUCAACACACAAAUAUUUCUUAAGAGAAGACGUAGUCCAUUUCUCUUCAACCGUAAAAGACUAUCAUCCAUGUUGUUGAUGUUAGUUAUAUGUGUGUAGUUAAAGGGCAAGGCGUGCUGUUUUGUUUUGAGACAGCUUUGCUAGGUCUUUCUUUUCUGCACCUGACCAUAUUACCAGACAGUCAUCAAGAUGGACAAGACCAGAGUCUGGACAACUAGUACAGUUGAUCUUUGUGUCAGAAACACAGAACAUAUUUUUUUUAUAACAGACAAUACCCCUCCCCAUCUUCACAACAACCUAGUCUAACAGUUGACCAUGAUAACUUCUCCCCAUCUAAACAACAACUUAGUCAAUAUGACGAGACCAUGAUAACUACACCUCAUCUAAACAACAACUUAGUCAAUAUGACGAGACCAUGAUAACUACACCUCAUCUAAACAACAACUUAGUCAAUAUGACGAGACCAUGAUAACUACACCUCAUCUAAACAACAACUUAGUCAAUAUGACGAGACCAUGAUAACUACACCUCAUCUAAAUAACAACUUAGUCAAUAUGACGAGACCAUGAUAACUACACCUCAUCUAAACAACAACUUAGUCAAUAUGACGAGACCAUGAUAACUACACCUCAUCUAAACAACAACUUAGUCAAUAUGACGAGACCAUGAUAACUACACCUCAUCUAAACAACAACUUAGUCAAUAUGACGAGACCAUGAUAACUACACCUCAUCUAAACAACAACUUAGUCAAUAUGACGAGACCAUGAUAACUACACCUCAUCUAAACAACAACUUAGUCAAUAUGACGAGACCAUGAUAACUACACCUCAUCUAAACAACAACUUAGUCAAUAUGACGAGACCAUGAUAACUACACCUCAUCUAAACAACAACUUAGUCAAUAUGACGAGACCAUGAUAACUACACCUCAUCUAAACAACAACUUAGUCAAUAUGACGAGACCAUGAUAACUACACCUCAUCUAAACAACAACUUAGUCAAUAUGACCUGACCAUGAUAUUCACACCCCAUCUUCACAUGCAAAACCCCAGGUGAGGUUUAGGUGCUUUUAGAUGUAUUUAAGUCCAGUUUAUUCUGUAAGUCCUUUUGCUACGAGUCUCCGUGAGCUCCCAUGGCUGUAGAUACUGAUGUGUAGAGUCUGCAGUCAUCAGCAUACAUAGUAAUUUUAGCUUCUUGUAAGACAAAUGGCAAAUAAUUUGUAAAAAUAGAGAAGAGUAAGGUGUGUUGGUUUGAUGACAUGUUGAGGGUUUCACACUCUGUGGGGUAAUAUUUACUUUACCACCUACUGUUAGUGCUUUCAUCUUAAGAUGGCUGAGAGACCGUCACUUUAAAAACGGGCUCGUAUUGUCAAUUAAAAUGUUAUAAUGUAGAAUGUUUUGCCAAUGUUAUAGGUAGAGUUUUCAUGUUGGAAUUCAAUGUUAUAUGUAGAGUUUUCAUGUAAUUCAAUGUAAUUCAAAUUGAACGCAUAUGUGCUUGUAGUUAAUACAUGCCAAUGUAUUUAGGUUUUUAAUGAGAAUAAAUACGAAGCUCCAAUGAA
Molecule: messenger RNA, 4236 nt
Organism: Oncorhynchus kisutch (coho salmon)
Lineage: Eukaryota; Metazoa; Chordata; Actinopteri; Salmoniformes; Salmonidae
Product: zinc finger protein 239-like
Exons: 3
Coding region: 283-1446 (387 amino acids)
Biological process (GO): regulation of transcription by RNA polymerase II
Cellular component (GO): transcription regulator complex; chromatin; PcG protein complex
Molecular function (GO): DNA-binding transcription factor activity, RNA polymerase II-specific; RNA polymerase II cis-regulatory region sequence-specific DNA binding
Source: RefSeq, a predicted model, not a curated record